UAUAGAUCAAUCAUCCAGGGGAAAGCAGAAUGCCACCUCGUAACCGCCCCCGACCACGAAUCACAUGGUGGAUGCGCCUCCGCCGAUUCAUCUACACAUUCGAGACACCACUCCACCUCCGUGGAACUCUCGUCCGUCUCAGCCACCGACACAAGUAUCCCAUUCUCGCACUACUCCGCCUCUUUGUCCCCUUACCAACAUGGCAUUUCCCUGUCCCAGAACCAGCACCCCCCAGAACUAUGCUAGACAACAUUCCCCUCCUGGAGUCCCGCAUGGCCUCUGAAGACCUUACUAACAUGCGUUCCGUCCCCAUCUGGCGCGCAAGGGAUACCCCUAUCCGGUCCCUGUACCGUCUCUACGAGGCCAUGGCCGCGGGCGAAUACUACGCUAUAGGCCCAGAGGUCGAGUAUUUCUGGUACCAACGGUCAUGGAUCCUCUGCCACGUGCCAGAUCCGAGGGAUCCUGACCCUGUCCGGUACGCGAUCCUAGCUUCCAUCGCAGAGGAGCUUGCUAAAGCAUUUAAUUGGCGGCUAAGUCUGGGGAUGCGGCGUGAUAAACGCAAGCAUAUCUACCGUAAAACUCUUGAGGAUGUGCUUCCUCCGUAUACACCGGAAACUGCACCGUCUUGGACCGAACGUGUCCCUCCAAUUGAUGUCGAGUGGGUCGCAGAUUUACCAGAUGCUCUAGACUCAUCCGGUAGACUAGUGCUUGAAGCAGGUGGAAAGAGUCCCACGUUUGCAGCGAGGAAUAUCGUUACUGAUACUGGUCACUUCUACACGGUCUAACCCUGGCAGUCCUGCUGCUGCUGCUGCUGAAGCUAUUCGCACUCACGUUGUUCUCGUUCCCUAUGGGCCAUCUCUAAGCAAACGCCUCCUCGUGAUACUUCUUGCCAUAGGCCGCGGCAAUCUCCUCCAUCGUCGCGUGGUCAGGUACCUUUUCAGUGGAGCAUAUAUUCAAGGUCCGAAUAUACUCUCUUUCUAAUAGGCCACCAUUCCGCAUCUUCAGGUGCCUCAGUAGUGCGAGAGCAUCA
Messenger RNA from Aspergillus pseudotamarii, 1030 nucleotides. RefSeq lists its product as uncharacterized. Bases 30 to 785 code for a protein of 251 amino acids. The record is from RefSeq and is a predicted model, not a curated record. The transcript has a single exon. Lineage: Eukaryota; Fungi; Ascomycota; Eurotiomycetes; Eurotiales; Aspergillaceae.